AUGGCAAUUCAGCCUCGUGGUGCCAAAACUAAAAUGAAACUUGGCCAUGAGAGUAUAAUGGACAGUCGGAAAAGUUUACCACAGAUUAAGAUUCAGCAUGGUGAGUGUUUUAUUAUUUUUUUAAAAUAAAAUAGCAAAAUUUUAAAAGUUUAAAAAAUUAAAGUUUACGGCUUUUAAGCGCCUUAAAAGGCGUAUUUUACAAAAUUUUGAAAAUUUUUUUUAUUUUUAAAAAUAUUUUUGAGAUUUAUAAUUAUUUAAUAGCUUAAUAACUUUUGAAAACAUACAAUCAUCUUAUGUUAUGUUUUUCUUUAUGUUAAACAGCCACUGAUCACCACAUAUGUUUUAUUUAUUAGCCACAUCUUUUCCAAAAAAAUUUUCAAGAAUUUUAAAGCUUUUUCUUUUAAGAAUUCUUUAGUUUUUAAUUGUGAUACACUGUGAAACCCUUGUAUUACAAUCUUCAAUAUAACUAUUUUAUAAAUACAGUGGAUCUCUUGUAUAACAAAUGGCUCAGAGAUUUGAAAUUUGUUCGUUAUAUGGGAGCAGUGUUUUGCUGGACCGGUCCGGAUGAGAAUUUUUUUCGGUCCGGUCCGGUCCGAAAAAUUUUCGGUCCGGUCCGGUCCGGCUCUAAUUUUUUUCGCUCAGGUCAGGUCCGGUCCGGAAAAUUUUUUUUUAUUUUUAAAAAGAGCCAGGAGCGCUCAAACUGCUUUCCUUACGUUUAAAAACUCUUAAAAAUAUGUUUUAAUUGCAAUUUUUAAAACAGUUUUAUUAAAAUAAAAAAAAUUUUUUUUCCGGACCGGUCCGGAACUUUUUUUUCGGUCCGGUCCGGUCCGGAAAAUUUUCGGUCCGGUCCGGCUCUAUUUUCUUUUGGUCCGGUCCGGACCGGACGGGUCCGGCAAAACACUGUAUGGGAGUUUCGUUAUAGAGGAGUUUUUUAUACAUGAGUUCCACUGUAUAUAUAACGAAAACUCUCUGUAGUUCCACAGUAUGUAUUUUUGUUUUGUGACGGUCAAAAAUUUUCUUAAAAUCUAUAUAUGUAGUUUUUUUGUGAUAUCUUGUUGUUUAUAUUAUAUAUUACUUCGGCCGUCAAACAAUAGUCAAAAUCCUUUUUGUUUUUUUAUAGUACCGCUUUUUUUAAAUACGCAGUAAAAACUAUAAAAUUUUAUUUUUCCUAUACCAAUCUAUGUUGAUUUUGAAACAUCCCCCGAUUCUAAGCUCACUUCGGUCUACAAAACGAUAAAAUUACUGUAAUUUUGCUAAUUUUUAAGAUUUGAAAAAGAUUUUUUGGACUUUUGUUGACAAUAAGAUGAUUUAUCUUUACCAGAAUUUUCAUGUUCUUAAGUUUAAUUUUGAAAAAAAUGCGUUGCAGGUCGGGUACCUUCCUUGUUAAUAUUUUUACAAAAAAAAUCAUAACUUUUUUUUAAAUUAACAAUAAAAAUGUGAUAAAUUAAGACAUGAUAGAGUAUCUUAUUGCCAACAAAAAUGCAAAACAUUGUUUUGAAAUCUCAAAACUGAUAAGGUUACAGUAACUUUACCAUUUCUCUCCUAAUGUUCAUAACGCAAAAUCCUUUCCUACUACCUCAAAACCCAAAAUUUUAAACCAACCUCCCCUUUCCCUGGCCAAUUUCGAGCGUUUAUACAAACCCAGGGCUAAUUUCCGAUUCCGACUUACUUUGGCCUUUCUCGCCGCGUUCGUAUCUUCCAUUCUACCAUCCAUAUUUGGGCGUAAAUCCUCUCGCUUUUCUUCCAUUCUCUCUUUUUUCGGCCGCUCGCUUUAAAUGCUCUUUUCUGGUCGCUUUUUCCUGGGCCAAGGGUUCAUGAGGACAAACAAAACUUGAACGGAUAUGUUUAUUAAUCAUGCGUUUGAACAGAUAUGUUUAAUAUAAAUAGUGGUUUUGGGGUGACAUGACCUUAUCAGAGUAGUUUAAAGGGUUUUGAGAGGGUUUUUUUAGAAGUUUUGGCUAAGAAUUGGGGGCAUGAUGAAAAAUGGACAAAACAGAAAAUUGAAAAGUUUUUUGAUAAUUAUGUUUAAACCUGUUGAUAAACCAAGGUCUGUAGACCAUAAUAAUGUCGAUUUAAAAUUUUUUCUUGAUAAGAAAUGUUUUAAAAAUUUCAAAAAAGUAAGGAACUUUUAAUUUUUAGCUAACAAAGAAAGUGCCCGACCUGUCCAGUGUUACCAUACCAUUCUAAAAAUACAAAAUUUCGUAUUUUUUGUUUAAAAAAUUGGUUCAAACUUAAAAAUUUUGAGGGUUUUGAGGUUUUUCAGGGAAAAAUAAAGGAUAUGGUUGAGAAAAAGGUUAAAUUAAAAAAAACUAAAAUACAAACAUUUUUUUAUUUACACCAGUUGACAAAGCAAUCUCUGCUGAUUCUAUGAAUAGUGAAUUUAAAAUUUUUUGUUACCUAAAUAUACAGAAAAAAUUAAAAGACGCUAAAAAUUCACUAAUUUUUCCUUAUUUUUAUAAUUUUUUUUGCAGUUUUUGUCUCAUAACUUAUUUUAAAUUUGAAUUUAUAAUUAAAAAACUGGUUACAAUGACUCUCUAAUCUUUUUCAGACGGUAGCAUAACAGAAACAUUCCAGUCCAUGUUCAAACAGAAACUAGGAUCAAUUAUUCAAGAUGGGAUAGCUGAAGGUCAGUUUUUUCGACAGAUUUAGUUUUAAAUUAUAAAUUUUUAAAAAAAUAUAGUACUUUUCUACAUAAAGCUUCAUAGUUCAUCAUUAUCAAUCCUAUUAUUCAAGUUUUACCUACAAAACAAAAAAACCAACAUUGCGACCUGCGUCCGAGUCGCGCAGCCUGCAAAGACGUCAAUGUUUUAUUCUGACGGGCCUUUCAGAAAAAAAUAUUUUUUUUGUUUGAAAUUUGAAUUUUUAGGUAAUAAUUGUAAUUUUAGGUCAAAGAUUUGCACUUUAUUCGAAUUUAUCGCAAAAUUCUGUGAUUUCGCCAAAAUGUGAUAUUGUAGUAGCUUUGAAAAGCCGGGAACAGGAAUUGGCCAAAAUUCAAUGUGUUUGGCUGGUUGAUGUGGUAAGUGUUUUACUUCUAUAAUAAUUUUUUCAGUUUUUGAAUUUUUGAACUUUGUUUUAAUUAAAAAUGGCAGAAAUUUAGUUUAAAAGAGUAAAAUGGCAAGAACUUUCUUUACAAAACAAAAAAUUUGUAGAAAUUUUUUGAAAUGGCAGAAAAUUGCAAGAACUUCCUUUACAUAGCCAGGAAAUGUCAAAAAUACUUUCUUGUAAUGCAUAAAAUUGCAAAAACUUUCUUUCCAACCUAAAAGUUUAAAAUUUUUAGUUAAAACGCCUAGAACCUCAAUUUAAAGUGGAAGUCCGUUACCACACCCUCACCAACUGUUAUGCCCUUUACAUUACAGCAACAUACGUCAGUUUACUGAAGGGGCUGAGCUAUGUCACUUGA
Messenger RNA from Bursaphelenchus okinawaensis, 3400 nucleotides. NCBI's taxonomy places the organism in Eukaryota, Metazoa, Nematoda, Chromadorea, Rhabditida, Aphelenchoididae. The record is from the annotation of a GenBank genome assembly.